This is a messenger RNA of Acanthosepion pharaonis, 516 nucleotides long. NCBI's taxonomy places the organism in Eukaryota, Metazoa, Mollusca, Cephalopoda, Sepiida, Sepiidae. The record is from the annotation of a GenBank genome assembly.
AUGGUAAUCUCUUUCCUUCUGUGUCGACCACCGUUUGUUACCUUUCUCUUCUUCCUCUCUACACUCUUUCUGUUUGUCUGUGUCAGCUGGCAAAACCCUGUCGAGGACAACAAAGACUUUUUUCUCUUUGUUUCCAUAUCUAUUUUUCUUCUCUCUCUCUCUAUUUUAUUUGUAUCAGAUUCUUCUUUUCUCUUUGUUUCCCUAUCUUUUCUCUCUUUGCUUCUCUAUUUACUCUUCUUUUAUCUUUGUUUCUCUAUCUUCUCCAUUUCUACUUUUAUUUUUAUUUUCCUUCCUUCUCACUCUCUCUCCCACUUUCUAUUUUUUUUGUCUCUCUAUGCUGAACAGACUCUUUUUUUCUUCUUGUUUCUCCCUCUAUCUUUGUCAAUUUCUCACCCUUCCCUCUCUCUUUCUUUAUUUGAUUUCAAUCUCUGUGCCUUGCAAACUCCCUUUCUUUUUGUUUACCUCUCGAUUUUGGCUUCUCCCUCUCUCUACUCUUUAGUUCUCUGUGACUAUUAA